Molecule: messenger RNA, 872 nt
Organism: Priapulus caudatus
Lineage: Eukaryota; Metazoa; Priapulida; Priapulimorpha; Priapulimorphida; Priapulidae
Product: RNA/RNP complex-1-interacting phosphatase-like
Exons: 7
Coding region: 378-872 (164 amino acids)
Biological process (GO): dephosphorylation
Molecular function (GO): polynucleotide 5'-phosphatase activity; protein tyrosine/serine/threonine phosphatase activity
Source: RefSeq, a predicted model, not a curated record
UAAGAUGUCCACACCGUGACAGACAGACGACAGUCCGUAUUUGGUCAUUCAAACAGAGUCACUAUGUUUCCAUCGCGAUUAAAUUGUUAAUUGAUUUACUUAAUAUACUGUGUCGUAACGGUAUUUGAUACAGUAUCGACAUCAAGACUCCCAGUAAGAGAGUUAGCACAAAAAUUAUAAUAUAAUAUGAUAUAUGGAUCGGGACUUCCCUGUCACAGUCACUGCCAGUGUCAUUGACAUUGUCAACUUUGACACUGUCACCUUUAGUGUCACUGUCAGCUAGCAUAUGCCAUAUGAAUGAAAUUAUUGUGCCUUUCCCCCUGUAUUAGUAUUACUAUUAGUAAAUAAAUCGAUUACCCAGCACCGUCUUUUCUAGAAUGGGGAGAAUUCCUGAUAGGUGGGAAGCUUAUAGUGAAUUUGGGAAGAUAAUCGCAGGUACUCGUUUUCUUCCCCUGAAAGUGCCAUUGAAAGAGGAGCUGUGUAUGCAGGUUUCAGAUGAAUUAUGGUUCACACCGGCCUGUUUACAAAAGAAAGUGGCAGAUUUGGAGGGCCGCUGUCUAGGCCUAGUGAUUGAUCUCACAAACACAACUCGUUACUACGACUAUCGGGAGUUCACAUACAACAAUGUUGACUAUGUGAAGAUAUUCUGCGAAGGCCAUGUGGUGCCAAGCAGCAACGUUGUACGCCAGUUCUAUGAGGCAAUAGACAACUUCCAGAGGAAAUCCCACAGUAAAGAUUCCGUCAUUGCUGUGCAUUGCACUCAUGGAGUCAACAGGACUGGUUACUUGGUUUGCAGGUACAUGAUCGAGAGGCUCUCAGUCGCACCAACAGACGCAAUCAAAGGUAGGUCCACUCAUGCUGCUCCACAAUGA